GACCGGAAGUGUAAUUGUGAAGUCGUCAACAAACACUUUUACUUUGAAAGUGCCGCCGGAAGCAGCCUGCAGUGGGUGACGUGAUUGACGGUGGUGGACCGGCCGAAGUGAUCGGGACCGUGAAGACUUCAUCGCCGCUCCGCGUCGCUCCGCCCCGGGUACUUCUGAACGGAGCACCGAGCAACUUCACACACGAGUUCCCCGCGGACUUUACCGGGAUUUUAACGGCGGAGGAUCCGCUCGGAGCCUGCGUGUUCUUCGGCGGGGAUCGGCGGUGUUCGUUGCCCCGCGGCUGGCGGCUAGCAUCGGUUACCGCUGCUAAACAUGGUGGCCUGUAGGCAGGAGGACGGAGGAGCGAGCCCGGGCUGCGAGCUGCUGUAGAGGGGGGAGCUGCUUAGAAACCACACCGGGGGCUGUGCCGCACGUCCUGCGGGGUUCAACCGGAGCUGUGAGGACUUUGUAAACGGACGCGGGGAAGUUUUAGAGCUGAAGCCGACAGACGGAGCAACAGCGGCGGCGGCAGCACCGGCCGUGCUCCGUGGACCGUGGAUAAUCUCCCCGCAGAGGAAAAGUUUCCCUCCCGGUUUUGGAGGAAAAGUUGCAGAAACAUGCGCAAAGCUGCGGAAACCCCACAAACAUCUGCGGGUUCGUGUUCGUGAAACGAGUGGAAGCUGGAGCCGCUUCAUCCCGUGAACCUGCUGCUGGAUUAUUAUGGAUUAUUAUUCUGCGCUCACGCAGACCCGCAGUUUUGGGAGGAGGCGCUGAUGAAGAGGAAGAUGAAGGUGACAGAGAUGCUUUCUCGCUGGUAGGAUUCUGAGCACAGAGCGGUUCAUUACAUGGAGACUCGCCUGACAUGCCCAGGAAGGAGUUGCCACUACCUGAGGGUUGGGAGGAGGCCAGAGACUUCGAUGGAAAAGUCUAUUACAUCGACCACAUCAACCAGUGCACGAGCUGGAUCGACCCCAGAGACAGGCAGACGAAGCCUCUGACGUUUGCCGACUGUAUCGGGGAUGAGCUGCCGGUCGGCUGGGAGGAGGCGUACGACCCCCUCGUUGGAGCUUACUAUGUCGACCACAACACCAAGAGCACCCAGCUGGAGGACCCGCGGGCCCAGUGGCAGCGGGAGCAGGAGACCAUGCUGCGGGACUACCUGGCUGUGGCCCGGGACGCCCUCAGUGCCCAGAAGGAGAUCUACCAGGUGAAGGAGCAGAGGCUGCGGCUGGCGCAGCAGGAGUACCGGCAGCUCAACGACGCGUGGAGGGACAAGACGACGUCGCAGACCAGCUUGAACUCAAGAUCAUCGUCUUCCAGCAAGUACGACCCCGAGAUCCUGAAAGCAGAGAUAGCUACAUCUAAAAGUCGGGUGAACAAGCUGAAGCGGGACCUGGCCUGUAUGAAGCAGGAGCUGCAGUUCAAAGAACAAGGCUUCGAGACCCUCAGAGAGAUCGACCAGAAGGUGUCGAACAGUUCGUACGGCUUCAAGCUGCAGGAGGCGCAGGCCAUCCUGAGCGAGGUCCGCUCCAUCCGAGACGCCAUCAGCUCCGGAGAGAAGGAGAAACAGGAACUCAUGCAGAAACUGGCGGUGCUGAAGGACGGUUUCCAGCUGGACUCUGGAUCGCAGCAGGACCUGUGGGGCAGCAGUCCCUCGCUCGCCAACUCGGAGCUGUCCAUCCCGCGGCUCUACUCGGACGCCGGCUCUCAGACCGACAUCCCCGCAGAGUUCAUAACCAGCAGCAACAAACUGGCGGAGAAGGUUCGUCUGAGUCUGAAGUACGAGGAGGCCAAGAGAAGGAUCGCCACCAUCGAGGUGCAGAUAGCCAAACUGGACAGCGAGGCGUGGCCGGGGCUGCUGGACCCCGAGCGAGAUCGUCUCAUCCUCAUCAACGAGAAGGAGGAGCUGCUGAAGGAGCUGCAGUACAUCAGCCCCCGCCAGCGGCUGGAGCCCAACGACGCAGAGAAGCUGGAGUCGGAGAAGAAACGUCUGGAGAGAGACCUGCAGGCCGCCAGAGACAACCAGAGCAAGGCUCUGACCGAGAGGCUGCGACUUCACUGCAAAAGAAACAAACUGGUCCGGGAGCUGGAGGAGACGGUUCGACUCGCUACGUCACUACACACUCAACUCAAAAGCCUCUCAGCCAGCACCUUGUCGUGUUCUUCCGGCAGCAGUCGAGGAUCUCUGACGUCGAGCCGCGGUUCCCUCGCCACCACCUCCAGCCUGGGCUCCACCUCCUCGCUCAGCUUCACCGACAUCUACCUGGAGCAGCCCGAGCUGGCCGACCCGGACUUCCAGAACAAGCUGGACAGCCUCCUGCAGGAGGGCGGCCAGGGCGGCUACCGCCCCUCCAGCUCCAUCACCACCAUCCACGAGCACGAAGUGGUGACGGGCUGUGGAGGCAGGGACGCCGUGAGGCCCGAGGGCAAAACGGGAGGGCUGGGAGGAGACACGGAGUUCUCAGCUGGAGGGAGCGCAGGGGGCGGAGGAGCGGAGCUGGGGUCGUCCAGGAUCCAGGCCCUCAGACUCUCAGAAACCCCCCGCUCCAUGAGCUCUUUAUCGCCACGCUCGUCCCUCUCCUCGCUAUCGCCGCCGUGCUCACCGCUGGUCACAGACACUAGUUUCCUGUCCGGUGAGACAUUUGCGGGACAGACAGGACCCGGCGGUUUAGGCCUGGACCUGGAGCUUCACAGUAGGCUCACAGAGCUGGAGCUCAGCCUGGACGCUCAGAAGCAGCGGCAGGAUGAGCGCGAGGGCUCUGGUGGGCUGGAGGAGAAGCAGAACGUCAACACCACGCUUAGCGGGGACGUCAAAG
This is a messenger RNA of Paralichthys olivaceus (Japanese flounder), 2807 nucleotides long. The record is from RefSeq and is a predicted model, not a curated record. Lineage: Eukaryota; Metazoa; Chordata; Actinopteri; Pleuronectiformes; Paralichthyidae.